Molecule: messenger RNA, 726 nt
Organism: Rhizoctonia solani
Lineage: Eukaryota; Fungi; Basidiomycota; Agaricomycetes; Cantharellales; Ceratobasidiaceae
Product: cytochrome P450 family protein
Exons: 8
Coding region: 1-726 (241 amino acids)
Molecular function (GO): oxidoreductase activity, acting on paired donors, with incorporation or reduction of molecular oxygen; heme binding; monooxygenase activity
Source: RefSeq, a predicted model, not a curated record
AUGUUGAGGGGAAAUUCAAACACAUGUAUGAUCCUAUCAAGCGCCUAUGGCUACGAUGUUUCAUCGUCUGAUGAGGAGCUAGUCAAGAUCGUAGAGGCCGCCAAUAAAGGACUCUGCCAGUCUGCGUUAGCCGGAAAUUUCUUUGUGAAUGUGAUUCCCUGGCUACAAUAUGUUCCAUCUUGGCUCCCUGGUGCUGGUUGGAAGCGUCAAGCUAACAAGUGGAGAGAAGAGAAAGAUAAAAUGUUACAUACACCAUUCGACUGGACCAGAGUUCAAAUGACGACUGGGACUGGGACACCAUCAAUGCUUACUAGCCUACUCUUGAAAUUAGCUAGCCAGAAAAAAGACCAGAAGGAACUCAAGGAAGAGGAGGAUCGAAUUAGAUGGACUGUAGGGACUAUGUUCAGCGCUACGUCGGAUACAACUGUCGCCGUGCUAUUGGUCUUUGUCCUUGCAAUGACACUCCAUCCAGAGGUACAACAUAAUGCCCAGAUGGAGCUUGAUGCUCUACUGGGAGGAGGCCGACUACCGGAGUUAGCCGAUAGACCAUAUCUACCUUAUAUUGAACGUGUCAUUAAGGAGGUUUGCAGGUGGCGCCCGGUUACACCGCUAGCAAUCCCACAUAGGUGCAUAAAGGAUGAUUAUUACAAAGGAUAUCAAAUUCCACAGGGAGCAAUGGUAAUUGGUAACGUCUGGUCAGAUUGGUUGCCUUCUGUAUUGUUGUAG